UUACUAUCUUGACGGCUGCCAUUGCACAUGUAGCUACAUCCUUCUUUCACAACGUGUCCAGUUCUCUCCCGAUCCCACGGUCCUUCGAGUCUUUCGUUCAUCAUUGUCAUCAGAAUUGAGCGGUGCAUAGAUCCCGAUUCCGUUAAAACUUCUACCAGCACACUAGGCCACCUUUACAGAAUGGCCAGCGGAAUGUCUAACGAUCCCUACGACGACGACCACGCGGUACUCGACGAUGACUUUCUCAAUGAAGAAGUCGAACCCGAUGAACCUGCAACAACUUCCGAUCGAGCUCCGCUGACAGGCAACAUCCAAUCCUCUUCAAGCGCACCCCUAAAUCAAAAUUAUUUGACCUCAAGAAUACCCGGCGAGGACAGGCGAGCGCCUCAGAAUACUAUAGAUGAGAGCGUAUGGGACACCGUAUCUCGAGAUCUCUUCGCCGUAUGGGAGAAAAUGAAGCAGGUGCUGUGGCCUAAAUAUUUGCUAGGAGGCAUACUACAACGACAGGGUAGUGGUAUGGGAGACGCCGAAAGUCAGGGCUUUGGACGAGAUCUUCGAGGUCUAGUAGGCCGUUGGCCAGAUGCAGACGGUAUUCUACAAGGAGGAAUGAGCGACGGCCUUCGAGACUGGGAUCUAUGGGGUCCCCUAAUCUUCUGCUUGCUGUUGAGCGUCUUCCUUUCGAUGCACAAGGAGGGCCAAAGCGAUCUGAUCUUCUCUGGAGUCUUCUCUUUGGUCUGGAUUGGCGAGGCUGUGGUUACUCUCCAGAUCAAGUUGCUGGGCGGUAACAUUUCGUUCAUGCAAUCCGUGUCGCUCAUCGGGUAUACAUUGUUUCCUCUGACAAUUGCUGCUUUGCUCAGUGCGUUGGGCUUACCCAUGAUCGCAAGGGUUCCAAUCUAUAUUGUGCUCGUGGCAUGGUCAUUAGCAGCAGGAGUCAGUAUCUUAGGUGGAUCUGGAGUGGUCAAGAAUCGCGUCGCACUGAGCGUGUAUCCUUUGUUUGUAUUCUACGUUGGGCUCGGGUGUCUCUGCUUCAUCAGUUAAUCGUGCGGGCAAUAGACCUAGCCUAGGCCAUUGGGCUCUAUGUAAUGUUUUAUGGCUGUAACACAAUGAUGGUAUACCAGAAUGAUGCACAAAUCGACUUGAAACACG
Exophiala oligosperma is the source of this 1146-nucleotide messenger RNA. RefSeq lists its product as uncharacterized. The transcript has 4 exons. Lineage: Eukaryota; Fungi; Ascomycota; Eurotiomycetes; Chaetothyriales; Herpotrichiellaceae. Bases 181 to 1038 code for a protein of 285 amino acids. The record is from RefSeq and is a predicted model, not a curated record. Gene Ontology annotation, cellular component: trans-Golgi network; membrane. Gene Ontology annotation, biological process: endoplasmic reticulum to Golgi vesicle-mediated transport.